AUGAAUUCGAUAAAGAUAUUAGUUAACUCCUUGAACAAUGUCUAUCCUACCAAAUCCGAUUAUUUGGAAUCUCUGUUGGAUUUUAGGCCCAGUGAGCUUGAAGAAAAAGGAGAGGAAAAGCAAGAAUCAGAUGAGAAUCUAGGGCUUCCUGCUUCCAACGCAAAAAGUCAUGAGCACAGUACACCUCUGGAACCUCUGAAACAAACAUACUUUAAAAGCAAGGUAGUUAAUGAGAUUGGAGAGCUUGCCUUGAUACUCUGUCAUGCAAUUUUCUUCAUUCCAAACAAUUUAUUAGUGAAACCUUUACUUUUCCUAUGGUUGAUGAUAGCGUACCCCUUCACAUACUUCUUCGAGAAACACACUUCAAAUGACGAUUCCUUGAUCGAUAGCUCUAAUUCUAUGGAUACUCCUUCAACAACAUCGCAUGACAUCAAUGAGAAAAUAGAGCUCUUAAAACGUGAAAAUAUCAUCUCGAAUACGAUUAAGUCACCGACAUCAUCUUCAAAAUAUAUUAUCCCUCCACCGCAAAGGCUAUAUCCACUUUCGAGGAACCCUGGAAAGAAGAGGAAGAAAAUACUUAUAUUGGACUUGGAUGAGACCUUGAUUCAUUCCCUCUCAAGGGGCUCCCCAAGAUCCUAUGCCAGUUCUUCCACCCUGCAUAUGAUUGAGAUCAAGUUGAACAAAAUCUCCAGUUUAUAUUAUGUUCAUAAAAGACCUUAUUGUGACCACUUUUUGAAUGAAGUUUCUAAGCAUUUUGAAUUACAAAUCUUCACUGCCAGUGUCAGGGAAUAUGCAGAUCCAAUUAUAGAUUGGUUAGAGGAGAGUAUACUUGAUAGAAGUAAUUCAAGUGGACAAAAGGUAUUCACAAAAAGAUAUUAUAGAAAUGACUGCACAUAUAGAGAGGGAGUUGGUUAUAUUAAAGAUCUUUCCAAAUUUUUUCAAAGAGAAGAUGAUUUAAAGAACGUAAUUAUUCUAGAUAAUUCACCAAUUAGUUAUGCAUUACAUGAAGAUAAUGCAGUAAUGAUAGAGGGCUGGAUUAACGAUCAAAGGGACAACGAUUUAUUAAGUCUCUUACCUAUGUUACAUAGCAUUAGCUUAUGUAUCGAUGUCCGAUUUAUCUUAGGAUUGAGAAGUGGAGAGAAGAUUUUUGAACGAUAA
Molecule: messenger RNA, 1158 nt
Organism: Priceomyces carsonii
Lineage: Eukaryota; Fungi; Ascomycota; Pichiomycetes; Serinales; Debaryomycetaceae
Product: Nem1-Spo7 phosphatase catalytic subunit
Exons: 1
Coding region: 1-1158 (385 amino acids)
Molecular function (GO): phosphoprotein phosphatase activity
Source: RefSeq, a predicted model, not a curated record